Aphanomyces astaci is the source of this 1946-nucleotide messenger RNA. RefSeq lists its product as hypothetical. Lineage: Eukaryota; Oomycota; Saprolegniomycetes; Saprolegniales; Verrucalvaceae. The record is from RefSeq and is a predicted model, not a curated record. The transcript has 7 exons. The coding region runs from base 40 to 1743 and encodes 567 amino acids.
GCGCCAUUGGAUAUCUCGUUCGUCCCAUCCCUGUCGAGUAUGGCAUGGUGCAGCCGCACGUCGAGGAGCCAGAAUCCCCCGGGGGUCGGGCACGCCACGACGGCGGCGAUCGGUCCUGGUAGCUACAACACCGCCAUAGGGGGGGGGUCAUCAUCGAAACCCCCCAAGCCGAGCUUCGCCGCAUUUGGGUCAUCUGGGCUCAAAGACGCGUACCCCGAACUGCCGCUGCACACCCCCGGUCCAGGCGCGUACGCCACCACAAGUCCCGCAGCGUACUCGGUCCCACGGGGCGAGCCCGUGAGCAGCAUGUUCAAGUCAAGCACGGAACGCACCAAGUUUAAGUCUGCGUCUGCGGCGCCAGGACCUGGCGCGUACGCCGCCGCGCACCCAUCUGCAUUCAAGAAGUCUAAAGCCGCGUCCGCCGCCAAAGCAGCAGCAUCGUCCAUGCGGCGAAGCCAGAGCGACCAUACCACGACGAAUAAGCACAAUGGCGGGGGGAUCAAGUGGGUGCGGGUGCCCACAGCGCCGUCGAUUCCAAACGUCGCGCAGAGCUUUGGCUACGAAGAAGGCCCGAAAGGCCAGAUGAUACUCCAACACCCGACGAGAACAGGCCACAGCGGUUGUGCCAACGAUGUGUCUGGGCCGGGGGAGUAUGAUCCGUUGACAGCGAUCCAUCGGUUAGCAUGUACCCGGGCGACGAGUUUUGCCAAGAGCAAGACCAGCCGCGACCAAAAGCCUAAAGCUGCCAGUGCGCCCGGACCUGGGUUCUACCACCCAGAAGACCACGAUCAUCACGCUGCAGUACAAAGCGCCGUGUUCAAGUCGACUCUAACCAGAGAGCGGGCGACGAACCCCAUGACACGAAGAACGGCGUCGUCGGCUGUGCCCGGACCAGGCAGCUACAACGCCGCUGCGACACCGUUGGGCCAAAACGCGAAAAAGCCCGAGCAUUUGCAGUUCUUUGGCAGCACCACGUCACGGUUCGACGCGGUCAAGAAAUGGGGCUCGUCGUCCCCGUGUCCAUCUUCAACGUCCACCCCGUUCAAAAGCCAAAGCCACCACCGAAACCAGCACAACAUUGGGUUCACGUCCACCAAUAAACGCUUUGUCGAUACGAGUCUAGCUAGGGAAAUGUGUGACGUGGGUCCAGGGACGUACCACGCAUCUGGACUGGUCGAAGAACUUCAGCAUCGAGUGAGUGGACGCACGGGGGUAUUUGGCUCAACGACCAAGCGAUUUGAAAGCCCGAUGCCUGCGUCGGUGCUGCAGUCCGUGCUCGAGUCAUCUCCCCCUCGACCAAGCAACCAACAAGAUGACAAAGGGGGUGUCCCUGUCAAGAGCUCGGCGUUUGCGUCGGCGACGAGUCGGUUUCAGAACCCUGCGACGAAGGACGCAGUGCCGUGCCCAGGAGACUAUGAGGUUGCCAUGACGUGGGACAAGCCUGGUGGAAAGGCCGUGUUCGCGUCGCACUUGGAUCGAGGGAGCGCUUUGGACAAGAAGAGCGCCGCGAUGCCGGGACCGGGGUCAUAUGCAGCGCCCGACUCGAUGUUGAAGAGCGCGAAACCCACCACGCAGCGGAAAGACGUGUUUGUGUCGACGGUAUUCAUUGACGAGCAUGCGAGGGUGAUGAUGAUGACGACCUCAUCCACGGUCGUCGACCGUCGUAGGAGCCGCGCUUCAAGAGCAAGCUGGCGCCGCUGGCCAACCUGGUACGAAGAUCUCCAUGCUCUUCUCGUGUGGUGACUCACAAGCUCUUGUUGGUGCAGGGGCCGGGCGCGUACAACCCAGACACGAUCGAGACCGACUGGAACCGACCCACGUACAACAUCACGAUUGCCACGGAAAUGGAGAAACGCAUAUAGCAAGAAAUAGUGUUAUCCAACACGAAUUAGUGUAUUGCCACACCAAAUAGGAACUCAAUCGUGCUAAAUAGUGUAUGAUUCAAC